Molecule: messenger RNA, 456 nt
Organism: Dracunculus medinensis (Guinea worm)
Lineage: Eukaryota; Metazoa; Nematoda; Chromadorea; Rhabditida; Dracunculidae
Source: the annotation of a GenBank genome assembly
AUGCGUCGUAACCAAGCUGGAGUCAGACCAAUUCGCGGUUACGCUAAUGAGAUAUUUACGUUAAAAAGGUCUAUGUAUAUGGCAAACUUCUAUGAAAUAAAAACUGAUGUCCGUCAAGACUGCGUCCUUUCUCCUACAGUACGCACUAGACUGGAUAAUGAGGCUUCACUUGCUGGCAUUCAAGAUGCAAAUCAAUCCAGAGACUUUGAAUACGCUGAUAAUGUAUUCCUUUUUGCUGCUAGUUGUAAUAAAAUGUUGUCAAUAACUACAGCGAGAACUGGAUUCAAAAUCAGUAAUUAUAUUUUUCCGGUUGAUGAAACUUUUAUGGAGUCGUCGCAAAAUCGCCAUAAAGAUGAAAAUCCGUGUCCAUAUAGCUGCAAUUCGCUUGAUCUUGCUAUAUGGCUGCGAAACAUGGCCAAUGAGAGUGGAGGAUAUCAAGAAGUUAUCUAUCUUUGA